Messenger RNA from Planococcus citri (citrus mealybug), 963 nucleotides. Its product is annotated as RCC1 and BTB domain-containing protein 1-like. The record is from RefSeq and is a predicted model, not a curated record. The transcript is spliced from 5 exons. Gene Ontology annotation, molecular function: protein binding. The coding region runs from base 155 to 634 and encodes 159 amino acids. Gene Ontology annotation, biological process: modulation of chemical synaptic transmission; circadian behavior; adult locomotory behavior. Lineage: Eukaryota; Metazoa; Arthropoda; Insecta; Hemiptera; Pseudococcidae. Gene Ontology annotation, cellular component: cytoplasm.
GAGAAUUUGGUCCCCGAUUGCUACGGAUUUUACAUCUCCUCAUGAAAUAUUUGCUCAUUUUAGCAAAUGUAGGGGCACUUUUCAACCCAUAACGUCAAGAAAUUUGAAAGAAACGGACACGUAUGAUUAUAUAAAAAAUUCAUUCGAAGAUGAAAUGACGUCUGAUCUCACUAUUUUAGUCGAAGGAAAAGAAAUCAAAGUACAUAAGGCUGUGUUACGGAUUCGUAGUAAUUAUUUCAGAAGCUUGUUGACAGAAAGAUGGAAAGAAAACGAAGAAAAGACUUUGGAAAUUAAAGAAAGCACCUACGUUGCUUACAAAGCGUUGGUUGAAUAUUUUUACACUAACACUUUAAAUGUGCCAUUUUGUUCAGCCUUUGAAUUGCUCGACUUGGCUCGAGUGCAUUGCGAAGAAGAAUUGCAAGAGAUGUGUGAGAAAGUUAUAAAAAAUAACAUCAAUGUUGAUAACGUAUCCUCGUCGUAUGCGACUUCAAAAAUGUUGCGAUUCGAAGAUUUAAAAACUUUCUGUAUGGGAUUCAUAAAGAAUAAUUUUUCAAGCGUUGUUGUGGCUGAAGAUUUCGGUCAAUUAAAUCUGACAACGGUGCAAGAAAUUCUAAAGGAAGCACGCAUCUCGUAAUUCGGUUUUCAAAACCUAAGACUUCAUUGAGUGGAUAUUGUAUUUGUUUCAGUACUCAUUUUUUUGGAGUACUUAUUUAUGUUUUAAAUUUUACUUCUGUUUUUAAUGGUAUAUCAUGUUGAAACCAGACAUAGAUAUUGAGUAAUUUACUUUUUUCUGUACCUAUACCUACUUCUCAUUUUUGUUUUCGUAAAAAAGUGAUCCCAAGUUUUUUCUUGAAAAAUAAAAUUCUUGAAUCAUAGAUAAACGUUAACGUACCUAUUGUGUCACUGUACAUAGGUACUUGGCAGAUAAUCAUAUGUAUUUUUGAGUAUUGAGUAGAAUUGAUA